Molecule: messenger RNA, 1007 nt
Organism: Penaeus indicus
Lineage: Eukaryota; Metazoa; Arthropoda; Malacostraca; Decapoda; Penaeidae
Exons: 4
Coding region: 84-512 (142 amino acids)
Source: RefSeq, a predicted model, not a curated record
UUUUUUUGUGCAUUCGUUGACGUGUGGUGCUGUAUAAGAGCAUGCGCUGAGGGUCAAAGUCAUUUGCAGGUUGAAACUGUGCAAUGAAGAUCCUGUUAACUCUUUCCACGUUGAUGGUCCUCUCGACUGCCUUCGAGCAGUUGGAGGAUGUCUGGUGCAAGUGCGCGCUCAUGGUGGACAACGACCCCAUGCUCUAUAUGGUGUACGACCUCGGCGAAGCGUUCAUCGAGGCCUGCAGUGAGCACGACAGGUGCAAGAACCGCUGUCACGACAAAAUCAGAGCUGACACAAACGAAAUGGACUUGUGGUCUCAUGACGAAAACGGACACACAAUUGGCUCAAGUAUAUGCCAAUACCUUUUCACGUCUUAUAAUAUCGAACAGUUUAACAACAAAUACGUUCACGGCUAUUACCAGGUGUGUGGAGGGCCUUGGGAAUACACUCUUCAGGAUUCCCAACAGAUGCUUUGCUGCAAUAUGGGCUUACAUGAGCAUUGUAUUAACAGGAUUUAAGGCUAACUUUUUUCAUUGUUAUUUUGGAUUUUUAUUGUUAUUAUUUAUUAUGUUUUUUGUUUUUUUUAAUUAGCAGUUUUAUUUUUAUUUUAUUUUUUUAGCAUUGUUUUUUUAUCAGUUUAAACGAGUGUGUGAGUCUUUGUGAUUAUUUUAUAAAAGUUUAGUUAAUGAUCAAAAGAGUUUCUUUUAUUCAUAUAUUCACAUUCAUAUAUAUUUAUAUAAAGAGAUAUUUAGUAACAUAUUUUCCAUUUCUUUGGUAUUGAAAGAAUGCCUCACCUAACCUAACGUAUUUCGAUUUAUGUAGAUACAAAAUACGCUUAAAAAUUGUCUUUGUAGUUGUUUCAUCUUUGGGUAAUAAAUACUGUUUGUUUAUUCAGAGAAAUAACAUUGAUUAUUCUUAUGAUCGAGAAAUAUAUUAUGUUUGUACGAUUAUUUGAUUCGUGGGUACAUUAAUGCAGAUAUUCACAAGAACUCAAUUACAUAUACCGUAUUUGA